UAAAUCAAAAUUUACAAGAAUGGUAUCCAACAAGUGAAGAACAAAGAAAAAUUAGUCAAUUAAUAAUCUUGCUCGAACCUAUGGAAAAAGAAACCCAAUUCUUAUGUGCUACAAAUUAUCCAACAUUGGCCCUUAUUCGACGCG
Messenger RNA from Acaulospora morrowiae, 144 nucleotides. NCBI's taxonomy places the organism in Eukaryota, Fungi, Glomeromycota, Glomeromycetes, Diversisporales, Acaulosporaceae. The record is from the annotation of a GenBank genome assembly.